This is a messenger RNA of Xylona heveae TC161, 890 nucleotides long. RefSeq names its product cation transport regulator-like protein 2. The record is from RefSeq and is a predicted model, not a curated record. The coding region runs from base 149 to 862 and encodes 237 amino acids. Gene Ontology annotation, molecular function: gamma-glutamylcyclotransferase activity; glutathione specific gamma-glutamylcyclotransferase activity. The transcript is spliced from 6 exons. Gene Ontology annotation, biological process: glutathione catabolic process. Lineage: Eukaryota; Fungi; Ascomycota; Xylonomycetes; Xylonales; Xylonaceae. Gene Ontology annotation, cellular component: cytoplasm.
AGCCGGUUGAAUUAGCUUCUCCAUCGACUUUCAUCAUGGUGGGGCUGCCUGCCUUCCUGGCUGCUAAGGUUCCGAGAUUAUCCCGCUCGCAGAUCCACUCAGGGACCACAACCCUUAGAGGACGUCGACAUCGACAUCAUCAAACACCAUGGGUGAAGGCGGUGCACCGGGAGAAUUUUGGCUCUUUGGUUACGGGAGCUUAAUCUGGAAGCCCCCGCCACAUUAUGAUCAGCGCAUUCCGGGAUUUAUAAAAGGCUAUGUCCGAAGAUUUUGGCAGGCCAGUGAAGAUCAUCGUGGCACACCCGAAGCACCAGGCCGUGUUGUGACGCUGAUAGAGCGUCCAUUCUGGGAGACGCUUGAGGAUGUGCAUAGCGUGAGCGACGACAAAGUCUGGGGCGUGGCGUACCGCAUUCGACCAGACAAGGUCGAAGAGGUACAGCAGUAUCUAGACAUUCGAGAAAUCAACGGCUACUCGAUCCACUACACACCCUUUUAUCCGGCAGACCGGGAAAUACCAACAAUACGAUGCAUGGUCUACAUUGGUCUCCCCAAUAACCCGCAGUUUGUCGGUUCGCAGGACCCCGAGAGACUCGCCGAGCAUAUCCUUCGCAGCAAAGGACCGAGUGGCGAGAACAAGGAAUACUUGUUAAUGUUGGAGCGAGCAUUGGAGGAAUUAGCCAUCGACAGCGGUGACGAGCAUAUUCUGGACCUGGCUACGAGGCUAAGGAAAUUAGAGGCCCAGUGUACGCCUGGUGUCACAGCGCCGCCCGAGGUUGAAGAGGCAUUUGCUGUAGAUAAUGAACUCAAUAGAGUGGGCACCACGGAUGAGCAAGAAGAGGUUGAGAAAGCAUCUCAGCAAUAAUACAAAUCAGAAAAUAAGAGGAAAAAAC